Racocetra persica is the source of this 461-nucleotide messenger RNA. Lineage: Eukaryota; Fungi; Glomeromycota; Glomeromycetes; Diversisporales; Gigasporaceae. The record is from the annotation of a GenBank genome assembly.
CAGAUAAAUUUUCUGAUUUAUCAAAAAAUAAAAUUCCAAAAACACCUGUUGAUGAGGAAUUUGAAGAUGUUCCAAAAACAUCUAUUAAAGAAGAACCAGAUAUUGAAGAAAUGGAAGAUGUUAAAUUUCCAGAAAUAAAUACUGUUGAAGAAAUGACAGGUGUUAUUUCUGGAACGAUACAAAUGAUUAAAAAUAUGGAAGAUGAUAAUGAUAUUGAAAAUUUUGGAGAUGAUGAACAUUGGGAUUUAUCUAUUUGUUUUCUUCAACAAAAUAACCAACCUUUUGAUUGGAACGUAUUACCAGCUAAUUAUCAACAAAUAACACAAUUGUAUCGUAUAGCAUUGUAUUAUAAAAAAAUGAUAGAAAGAGUUCCCACGAAUCCACAAAUAACUUAUCAGUAUAUUCAAAAUAUAUUAGUAAUCAAUGAGAUUAAACUAUAUAAAAAAGAAGAAGAUAUAAUA